Molecule: messenger RNA, 1767 nt
Organism: Oncorhynchus gorbuscha (pink salmon)
Lineage: Eukaryota; Metazoa; Chordata; Actinopteri; Salmoniformes; Salmonidae
Product: F-box only protein 10-like
Biological process (GO): ubiquitin-dependent protein catabolic process; regulation of apoptotic process; protein ubiquitination
Molecular function (GO): protein binding
Source: RefSeq, a predicted model, not a curated record
GUGCCUCCCUAUCAGAGCCAUGUCACUGGGCAGCAGGGGAAGCAGUAGCAGCAGCGGAGGUAGAGGUGUCAACCUCCCAGUGGAGGUGUGGCGUGUGGUCCUGGCCUACCUCCCCCUCCCAGAGCUGGGCCGUUGCAGCCUGGUGUGCAGGGCCUGGAGAGAGCUGAUCCUCUCCCUGGAUAACACCCGUUGGAGACAGCUCUGCCUGGGCCUGCCCGAGUGUCCUCGACACCCCAACUGGCCCAGCCGGCCCCACCUGGAGCCCUCAUCCUGGAGAGAAGCCCUGAGGCAGCACGCCAUCGCCAGUCGUACCUGGUCCCGCCACGCCCACCCUGAGCUCCAGCCCUCCGCCUGCCUCCACCUGUUCCGCCGGAGGAAGGAGAGGAGGGUGUGGCAGGUGGGGUCGGGGCUGGAGCUGGAGACGCUGAGGGAGGCGUUGGGGGUCGCUGGGUCGUACGACCGGGUGGUACUGCACCCCGGGGUGUAUGAGGAGCAGGCAGAGUUGGUGCUGAAGGUGCCUGUGGAGGUGGUGGGGUUAGGGAGGCUGGGGGAUGUGGCUCUCCUGGUCAGUCUGGAGCAGCAGUGUCCCACAGCCAGGCUGUCCAACCUGGUCUUCAUGCCUGCAUGGUUCUCCUCCGUUGUAUACAAGACGUCGUCAGGUCAUGUCCAGUUGGACAACUGUAAUUUCGAGGGAGCUCAGCUGCAGAUCCGAGGGCCAGGAACCUGCCACGCCCGCUUCUGCUCAUUCUCUCAGGGAAGCUCCACCCACUUCCUGGGCGUGGCCCUCAGCCUGUUGGAUAGCUGUGAUUUCUCAGGAAGUGAUUCGGCGUCCGUGACGGUUGAUGGCGCUCCAGUGAUGGAGCGGAACUGGGCCUGUAAACACUUGGCCUCGCUGGCCCGAAUCACCACAUCCUGGACCUCGCCUGGGAGCGGUAGCCCAGCUGGGGACACCUUGGACGGGCAUUCAGGAGCCACACAGCCCCCUGGGGCGACCAUCACCCUGGAGGACUGGAGCAAAGGAGAAACGGAGAGCAGGAGGAGAGGAGGAGGAGGAGGAGGGGAGGAAGGAGUGUGUCAGGAUACUGUGAUUGAGGACGGCUGGAGCGGCAGCGCUCCUAGUGACGAGGAAGAGGAAGAGGAGGAGGGAAAAGGAGAGGAAGGUUCAGGACAAGGCAACAACGGUCUAAACUACAGACUGGCCCACAGUCACCACGGCCUCUCUCAUCUCCUCAGACCCAACCAGGACGACUCCUCCGACUUCACCUCGCUGACCCCUGAAGUCCGAACCCUAACCGAGGAGCUCCAACGCGACCCCGGGGCCCAGGCGCUGAUCGAGACGGUGCAGGGGUGCGUGCUGAGGCGCUGCCUGUUUCGGGACGGCAAGGGCGGUGUGCACGUGUGUAACCACGGAAACGCCAGGUUGGAAGGAAACGUGUUCCGGGGGCUGACCUAUGCCGUGCGCUGCAUCCAGAACGCCACGAUUGUGAUGCUCCGUAAUGAGGUGUGUGAGUGUCGUGCGUCGGGCGUGUUCCUGCGUCUGUCGUCUCAGGGUCUGAUCGCUGACAACAACAUCCACUCCAACGGGGAGGCGGGGCUCGACAUCCGCAAGGGGGCGGACCCCAUCAUCCUGUGUAACAGAAUACACAGCGGUUUGCGUUCCGGCAUCGUGGUCCUUGGCAACGGGAGGGGUUCCAUCCGGAGCAACCAGAUUUAUAACAACAAGGAAGCAGGCGUCUACAUUCUGUUCAACGGGAACCCUGUGGUCAG